ACUCGUCCGUUCUACGCAUUCGCGCUGUACACCGCCGCGCCUACUCGCACCCCUCGCCGCCCUCCCCUAGCGCACGGUAGAAACUCUUUUCACCCUCCGACGGCCGUCCCGUCAUUCAUUCACUCCUUCCCCCCUUCCGGAAGUAGAAAGGAUAUGCCCCCAGGUUCCCCUCAGCAUACAUGCCCCUGAUCGCUUGCUGUUCCAGCAUCUUCAGGUCCACCUUUAGCUCCUCCUCUCUGCAUCUCUCCGGCCCUGGUCCCGACUUGUUUUUCUCCCGCGCUCGAUCGCCUCCUCAUUCAUUCAUUCGGUCAGUUCUCCUCGAGUCGGAGCAGUCUUCCGAGCGAGCGCUGAACCGAGAAGUCACUCUCACCCCUGCCCAGCAGCAGCAGCAGCAGCAGCCAGCGUUAGUCUCGAGGGAGAGACGAGACGGAAAGCAAAGCCGAGAGCGCUCUUUCGCGCGCAGUCGUUGCGCGGCUCGCAAAGCCCUCGCUGGUACGACGGACGUUCCGCAGCCAGGGGAGGUCUUUCAGACGGAAUCUUCUUUGCAAUUCGACAGUAGCUCUGCCCGCGCCGCUGUGCUCGGCCUGUCUUGGCAAUCCAUCGGAUGUAUCACCCGAGAUGAGGAGGAACUGAUGAAGUCCCGUUCUGUAAAGGAGAGGCCGAGUCUUUCGUCGGAAGAGUAGAGGUUCAAGGAGUGUUGGAUUUCUGUUUUUCGUCCGGGUUAUAAAGGUAGAGGUCGGCGGUGGGAGAACAGGUUCAUCUUUCAGUUUGGAAGAUGGUGGUGCGAAUGCGUGUUUCUUCCAUUCUGUAAUCAGCAGCCGGCCAGAACGGGUCGUACUCGAGGGUAGUAAUCGGGGAGCAAAACGCGCCAUUUGAGGUCGUGCAGAGAGCACUUGCCUCAGCGGGUUUUCCCAUCUUUUCUCAUCGAUAGAGCUUGAAUUUUUUGGCUCCUGUGAGUUAACGAAAAUGCGGGCUCCUGCGCCUGCCACCCAUGAUGCUCCCAAGCAGAAACCCGAUGUUUCGUGCUCGUAUAUUCUGAUGGUGCAGCAUCUCAUAGAACGUUGCCUUCUUCUGUACAUGGAUCGAGAAGAUUGUGUGAGGGCUCUCGCGAAGUACGCGAGGGUGAAGCCCGUGAUUACGAAUACUGUGUGGAAAGAACUAGAGAAGGAAAACAAGGAGUUUUUCUCUGCGUACUCCAAGCACCGAGCGUCCAGACAUGUGCGUGUUUUUAGUCAGGUUCUAGAGGAGGCCACAACUAAGCUUUGUGCCCAAAAGUUGGAGUGCCCUGAAAUUCUGAGAGGAUCUAGCGAAGCGCCGCUUCAACCAUGCCCCGCUCCAGUGAGCUCGUGAUGUGGGAAUGGUGAAUUGAGGGUAUUACGACACAUGGCUGUACGUUAUGCUGAGGACGAGACGAAAAGCCUUCGGAGGAGUAGCGAGCAAAGAACAGCAGCCGCUCUUCCCACUGUAACAUUUUGUAUAUGAUGAUCCUAUUGUUUGAGAGCGUUCGGACGUGUCGUAACCAUUUUACGAUCGUAUACAAGCGUAGUCCACGCCGAGGCUAGAGAACGCUUCCUCUUUAAGUACAGAAUUUAGUAACUACAGUUUAACUGGGAGUUUGAGAGUUGUCGUCUAGUGUCACAUAUCGAGUUUGGCCUGGCAGUGUUGUCUUUUUUGUGGGGGACUUGCCGGCAACCCCUUGUACAAUUUGUAUACAGAAAGACAUCACAAUUUUUUGCCCCGGGUGUCAACUUGCGGGCCUGCGAUCAUGUAGGAACAGAAGCGGAGACAGUAGGAAAUGUGGAAUAUAGCAUUAUAAUGAAAGAUUCCAUCAUUUGUUGACAG
Molecule: messenger RNA, 1842 nt
Organism: Marchantia polymorpha subsp. ruderalis
Lineage: Eukaryota; Viridiplantae; Streptophyta; Marchantiopsida; Marchantiales; Marchantiaceae
Source: the annotation of a GenBank genome assembly